AUGGCGGGCGAGGCCCGUGCGGGUGGGGACGGCGCGCUGCGCCGCCUCCUGAGGCUGCACCGCACGGAGAUCGCGGUGGCGGUGGACAGCGCCUUCCCGCUGCUGCACGCGCUGGCCGACCACGAAGUGGUCCCCGAGGACAAGUUCCAGGAGACCCUGCGGCUGAAGGAGAAGGAGGGCUGCUCCCAGGCCUUCCACGCGCUCCUCUCCUGGCUUCUGACCCGGGACGCGGCCGUCAUCCUGGACUUCUGGAGGGUUCUCUUCAAGGACUACAACCUGGAGAGAUAUGCCAGGCUGCAGCCCAUCCUUGAGAGCUUCCCCAAAGAUGUGGACCUCAGCCAGCCCCGGAAGGCAAGGAAGCCCCCGGCCAGUUCCAAGGCCACUGUGCUGCUGCCCAGGCCCCCUGCCAAGAGGAAGGCCCUGGAGGAGCCGCGGACCACCCCGCCCACAGCCCUGUCCCCGAGGGCCACCUCCAGCCCAGGCUCCCAGGCCAAGGCCAAGCCCUCCAAGAAGCCGGACAGCAAUGCAGAGCUACAGUGCCUCCCGCUGGGCAAUGGAAUUCAGACCAUGUCCACUUCGGUCCAGAGAGCCGUGGCCGUGUCGUCCGGGGACGUCCCAGGGGCCCACGGGGCCCUGGAGGGAAUCCUCAUCCAGCAGGUGUUUGGCUCAGCUGGCUCCAAGAAGUGCAUCCAGGUUGGGGGGGAGUUUUACACUCCCAGCAAGUUUGAAGAGCCUGGCGGCGGCAGCGGCACCAAGAACAAGACCCGCAGCGGGGGCGGCGGCCUGAAGACCGUGGUCCGAGCCAAGGGGCCCCAAACGGUUGCCCCUGGUGGAGGCAAUUCGAGGACCGGCCAGCAGGACAGGGCCCCAGCCCCUCCUGCCCUUCCCAGUGAGCCCCAGCCGCACCAGAAGAACGAGGACGAGUGCGCCGUGUGCCGGGACGGCGGGGAGCUCAUCUGCUGUGACGGCUGUCCCCGGGCCUUCCAUCUGGCCUGCCUGUCCCCGCCACUCAGGGACAUCCCCAGCGGGACCUGGAGGUGCUCCAGCUGCCUCCAGGGACGAUCCCAGCAGGACCUGCCCCGGGCUGAGGGGCCCCGGCCCCAGGAGCCGCCUGCAGAGGCCCCGGUCCUCGUGGGACUGAGGUCAGCUGGAGAGGAGGCUAGGGGACUGCCCAGGGAGCCCCCAGCGGGAAUGGAUGCUGCUGUCACCUACAAGCACCUGCUGGCCCCACCUUCUGCAGUCCCCCUUCCUGUGCUGGACCCCUCAGCCCUGCGCCCCCUACUGUGUGUGGGCCCUGAGGGGCCACAGGGCCCAGCGUCCGGCGCGCGAUGCGGCGUGUGCGGAGACGGCGCGGACGUGCUGCGAUGCGCACACUGCGCCGCCGCUUUCCACUGGCGCUGCCACUUCCCCGCGGGCGCCGCCGGGCCUGGGGCCUCCCCGCGCUGCCGAUUCUGCUCCGGAGACCCCGCCCCCUGCCCCGCCCCCGGGGCGGGAGCGCCGGCCGCUAGCCCCGCCCCCAGCCCCGCCCGCCCGGCUCCUGGGACCCCCAAGCUCGGUGCAGCCGCCGGCCCUGCGGCGCAGGCGGGGGAUGAUUCUGCUGGUCAUGAGCCUGUUCUGCACAGGGAUGACCUAGAGUCCCUCCUGAGUGAGCACCCCUUCGACGGCAUCCUGCAGUGGGCCAUCCAGAGCAUGUCCCGCCCGCUGGCCGAGGCGCCCACCUUCCCCUCCUGAUGGGCCACCCACCGCGCUCUGAAAGGAACAGAGGGGUCACGCACCCUCCCCCCGGCAGCUGGCCCGGUUAGGACCAGGAACUGCGAGUUCCAAGGGCUGUCCCCUCUCGGCUGGUCAGCAGCCCUGUCUGAGGGCUGAAAGCCAUCAUGUGCGCGGAAAUUAAAGUCACUUCCGUGGGCUUGA
Molecule: messenger RNA, 1914 nt
Organism: Phacochoerus africanus (Common warthog)
Lineage: Eukaryota; Metazoa; Chordata; Mammalia; Artiodactyla; Suidae
Gene: AIRE
Product: autoimmune regulator
Exons: 14
Coding region: 1-1731 (576 amino acids)
Biological process (GO): humoral immune response; regulation of transcription by RNA polymerase II
Cellular component (GO): nucleus; cytoplasm
Molecular function (GO): DNA-binding transcription factor activity, RNA polymerase II-specific; DNA binding; translation regulator activity
Source: RefSeq, a predicted model, not a curated record